Lethenteron reissneri (Far Eastern brook lamprey) is the source of this 5301-nucleotide messenger RNA. RefSeq names its product cyclin dependent kinase like 5 (gene CDKL5). Lineage: Eukaryota; Metazoa; Chordata; Hyperoartia; Petromyzontiformes; Petromyzontidae. Gene Ontology annotation, biological process: positive regulation of axon extension; protein phosphorylation; regulation of dendrite development. Gene Ontology annotation, cellular component: nucleus; dendrite cytoplasm. The record is from RefSeq and is a predicted model, not a curated record. Gene Ontology annotation, molecular function: ATP binding; protein kinase activity.
GUCACCGGUCACGUGAGUUGGGGCGCGCGCGGGGCAUGGCGGGAACCGCGGGGUAGCCCCCCCCCCGUCUCCACACGCGAACUCCCUCAGCCGCGGGCUCCGCGCUCGCUGAGCUGCUCCACGUCUCGUGUCGCAAGCGGGGGGGGGAGACUUCGCCGCCGCCGCCGUGCGAGAGAGACCAGCUCGGCACCGUCGCUCCGCCGCCGUCGCUGCUGCCGCCACCGUCUCCCCCUUCUCCUCGGAUGACUCAUGAAGCUGCCGGGCAGUAAUGUGAUGAAUAAAUACGAGUUCCUGCAGAUCGUGGGAGAAGGUGCCUACGGAGUGGUUAUGAAAUGCCGACAUAAGGAGACCAAUGAGAUUGUGGCCAUCAAGAAGUUUAAAGACAGUGAAGAUCGCGAUGAUGUGCGGGCAACGACGGCGCGUGAGCUGGCCGUCCUGCGGCGCUUGCGUCAGGAGAACAUCGUCGAGCUACGGGAGGCGUUCCGGCGACGAGGGAAGCUCCACCUCGUCUUCGAGUACGUGGAGAAGAACAUGCUUCAGCUUCUGGAGGAGUUGCCAAACGGAGUUCCACCAGAGAAGGUCCGAAGUUACAUCUACCAGCUUACGAAGGCCAUUCACUGGUGCCACCACAACAACAUCAUCCACCGAGACAUCAAGCCAGAGAACCUCCUCAUUGGCUUGGAUGAUGUCCUCAAGUUGUGUGACUUUGGUUUCGCCAGGAACCUGUCUGAUGGCAGCAACGCCAACUACACCGAGUACGUGGCCACGCGUUGGUACCGCUCCCCCGAGCUGCUGCUCAACGCUCCCUACGGCAAGUCGGUGGACAUGUGGUCCGUGGGCUGCAUCCUGGGCGAGCUGAGCGACGGGCAGCCCUUGUUUCCCGGCGAGAGCGAAAUCGACCAGCUCUACACCAUCCAGCGGGUCCUGGGACCUCUGCUGCCUGACCAGAGGCAGCUGUUCCUCAGGAACCCACGCUUCCAUGGCCUGAGGUUCCCCACCGUCGUCUAUCCCGAAACGCUGGAGCGCAGAUACCUCGGUGUGCUCAGUGGUGUCAUGCUCGACCUCAUUAAGAACUUGCUGCGGUUGGACCCGGAGGAGCGUUUCGACGCGGGACUCGGUCUCAACCACCCAGCGUUCCUCACACAGCGCCUGCUGGACCGCCCAACGCGGGACUGCCCCCCCGCCCAUCCCAGCCACAAGCACGGGUCUCCCACACAGCACAGCCCUCGGGAAAGCGAGGAUGCCGGGACUGCCCCUUCCGUGGAUUACAGCUCCAGGAGCGGAGCACAACAACUGGCUACAACUGCCAGCGCCACCUCCGCCACUCUCCCCGCUCACAACAACAACAACCACGACCGCGACAACAACAAUCGCUGCCCAGGAUCGCCCUCCUCCCUGCCACAUCCUCCCACCACUGGCAGUGGCACCAGUUCAGAAUUCACUCCUGGCACGCACCCGCCGCGGCACCACGAAAGCGCCAACUCCAGCGAGCAACUCAACGGCGAGCUCCCGUCACUCCGAACCAGCGGGCGGUCCCACGGCUCGUCGGGGGAGCCAGCACCGAUCGACGGCACGACCGCACCACUACCCUUCUCUACGCGACGCGCGCCUGCGCUCGAGAAGCGUCGCUCGCUGGGCGCCGUCCCGGUUGCGCCGACCGUUGCCAAAACCCUGACCGGCAGCGGCUCGGAGCAGAGCCUCGGCGGACGAGAGAAGCGUCUCUCGUCCGGCAGCGACACCGCAGAGGUUGCAUCCGCCGCCAAUCCCGCCGGUGCCGUUGCCGGCGUCCGUUUGUGGAAGGAAAGCGCCGAGUCGAUCGCCACUUCGCCGAGAGGCUCGGAGCCCGGCGCCGGCUGCCGGUACCUUAAGUCGAGCGGGCAGCGCCAGAGGCGUGACGUUUACGGCCGCUGCACGGCGGAGGAGCGCUUGCUGCGGGUCGACGUGCCGAUCGAACCGAGGGACGAGCCGCGAGCCCUCGCCGAGUCGGUGGCUUCUCCCGUCCGGCGACCCGCGGCACCGCCGCUGCCGACGGGCGCUGGCGGCGCCGUGAGGAACGGGCGCCAGGUGGGAGUCGCUGGCGAGGGCCGGCUGCUGAGGUGGCGCAAUGCUGGACCGGCGGCGGCGGUGCCGGCGCCGGUGGCGGUGGUGACGCCGGGAGCGUUGGGGCAGGCGGCGGCCGGCACGCGGCAUUCGUACGGCGGCGCCGAGAGCGAGAGGGAGGGGACGAGGAGGCGCCGGUGCGAGGCGCCGGUCGGGAUGCUGACGGGCGGCGGUUCCUGCUCCUGCGUCGACUGUGGUGCGGGAGAUGCGAAGGCUGUGCAGAGGCGCGUGAAGCCGUCGUUUCUGAGGGUGCUGUCUCGACAGCCUACGCGGGCCCCCCAUCAUCGACACACAAUGGCCUGUCCGGGCGACGUUGAUUUAUUGGCGUUGGCGGGAGCCUCCAAAGAGAAUACUCCGGUGUGUCGGGAAUCGAGCAACGGGGUUCACAGAUCCAAGCCCCAACUCGGAUCAGAUUUGCCUGCAUUGGAUGGUGCCACCAGGAUCACAAGCCGAGACUCGGACGCGCACGGCUGCCCCAAACGGAUGUCUACCUUUGACCUCUGGAGAGGACUGGAUGUUUCCAUAAGCAGUGGUGCCACCGCCGCAACCACCACCACCGCCGCCGUUUGCCGCACCAAAGAGGAGCGGCUGGGCUUCCUGCAGGCCAUCCGCAAGAAGACUAAGAGCCAGGUUCUUGAGCCGGAUGUCUUAAGGGACAGAGGCGCUGCUGUUCGUGGUGGCGGUGGUGGCGAUGGCGGCGGCGUCGGCAGCAUGUUGUUGUGCCGCUCGACAGAUCCACCUCCACGCAUGCGUCACUAUAACGGCGAGCGCAGCGCCGACUCGGUCUCAUCUACCGCCUCCACGGCCUCCUCCUCCACCUCACACGCACAGCCAAUCAGACUGCUGGGCCGACCUUCUGCGACGGUGGCAGCAUCCGCCAAUCCCGUCGUGGCUCCAGAGCCCCGCCUACAACCUUUUCUCCACCACCACCACCACCAUCAUCAUCAACAGCAUAAUCAGCAGCUUCAUCAGCAGCAUCAACAGCAGCAGCAGCAGCAGCAGCCAGUCCGGAGCGAGCGGCGCCACCUGCAGCCGUACCCUCUAAGGCAAGCGACGUGGGGCGACCAUGCCGCAAAACCGCAGAGGCCGGCGUUGGCGACGUCCACGGCGCCGGCGCUGGGCGGCGGGAAUCACAGCGCCCAGUCCGUGCAGCGCUCCGUGGCGCCGGACACUUUGCCAAAGAAGCCGUGGGAUGUGAAGGCCCGCCUUGUCGGCGGCGCCCAGUACAAGAGGCACGGCGUGAGCGAGCUCAGAGAGACGGCGCUGUGAGCCAUGAGCCCGAGAGUGAUUUGUAGAGUAUUGGCAGUGGGGGUUGGUGUUUUGCAAUCGCAGGGAUUGACUCCCGAGAGUGGCUGAGCGAGCAGCAGCUGCCAAAUAAUAAUGAUCAGCAGGAGAAGUAUCAUUAAUCCAUCAUUAUCAUUAUCAAUCCAUCUACCCAUCAUCAUCACCUUAGGGGCAGAUGAAAUGAUUUGCCCCAAUCUCUGCAGUCUGCAGUGGGUGCUCGAAAGGGAGACUGGUCCUUGCCAUAGGAAUGUGGACUUUUCCCUUCCAACCCAGCACCCGCUGUGGAGAUGAGCACCACUCCGCACACAUGGCACAAGUGUUUGAAAAAAAAAAUUUUGAUUAGAUUUUUUAUUAUUCUUAACAUUUAUUGAACAUAUUGGAGUUUUUGUUCUUUUAAUUUCGUUAAAGCAUGCAAUGAUAAUCAACUCUCAAUUACUGCAUUCCUCAAGGAUGCUAAUCAUUUAAGUCGCUGAGCCCGACCUUAAGAAGCAAAAAAGCUUUUAAUCGUUAAUGUUCUCUGAAAAAUAUUCUGCAAUAAUCGUUGUAAAUAUCGCGACGGAAAGAUUUGUUUGGUUUUCGCGGUAAUUUUUGUUCGCGUCUUUGCUUCGUGUGCUGCCUGUCACUGCGACGCACGCGCACACACGUGUGUCUCCUCUUCGUACAGUUAUUUAUGCGGUGUGCUGUUACCCUCCUUUUUUUAUGUACCUCGUUUCGUCCCAUCUUUUGUUUAUCACUUUAAUUAGCACGCACUUUUGCAAUAAUGUUUGACCGAAUGGAAGCACCAAUCCACGAAACGGACGAGUCGCGGAGCCACGAGUCUAGGCCGUGCGUCCGGCGUUUGAAAUGUCGUUAACCGAGAAGUCGUGUGUGUUUGUGUGGCAUCGCUUGACCGUGUCGUCCCGUCCGUGCUGUCUGUGUUCAACCACCAUGCUGUAGGCCACAACAACUCACCGCACUGCAGGUCAUGACUCUUCUUAUUCUGCAUCGUAGAGGUUUUUUGAGAUAGUUGGCGUAAAUAUAAAUGUGUUGUUAAACCCGCCACCACCCGACAGCCAAUUAAUAAGGUUUGUCACGUAAACAAAACGUGCUAAUCAGUUACUAGUCAACACACUGCUUGUGUGUCGGUGAGUAAACGCACCACAAUAUUUACAAUUUGAGUAAAUGUCGGUUUACUCUCCAACAUACAACCGGUGUGUUGGAGAGACCCCGGUGUUUCUCUUGCUGCUGCGGUAGUUUCACAGUGGGAGGGGGGGCGAUAUUGCCAUGCGGUUCAUCCCAAUUGAGUAAUUUGUGGGUACAAUUGUAAAUUUGGACCGUGUAGACCCGGCAUGCAGUGGCCGACCGUUUUCGAAAAGGCAUCACACGUGAUCUGAAGCAGGCAGACGGCACGUAGUAUUGUGCAGUGCAUACACCCUGCAGUAUUAACCGGGGGCGGCUGCCAAAUUUCAAACCGGGAACCUCUUCAACAAGCGGCGAACGCUGCUGCUUGCCCAGUGCCCAGUGGGCCUUGUCAACACCCUGAAAAUAUCCCCCCCCAGGUCACGAUCAGUGCGGCUAACUAAGAUGCUUACGGUGACGAGAUGAAUAUUGCUUUGCCGGCCAUUUCAAGUGCGGUGUCGCUGCUCCACCAUUGCCUCGGUAUCUUCUUAACGAAGUUUGCUCAACAACGAAGCUUCGAUCUCGUGCAUGGGUCAGCCCAGGCUUGUGGUCCCGAGGCAUGCGGCUACAACAUACGAGCUGUUUUGUGUUCUACUUAAUACUUUGAACGGCAAUAAUAUCUAAGUGCACUCAAGUAUAGCUUUUGAUGUUUACCUUGGCAGAACUAUUAUUGUUACUAUAGCAAAUCUACCUUCUGUCUUGUUUUGUAAAGCGUUACUAAGACGUCAUGCAAUUAAAGAGCUGGUUGUUUCUGAAUCA